AUGUGUUCGUUAUGGUUCUAUCUUUUGAUCAUUUUUCUAUUUUUUCGUUCCUCUAAACUGGAAAAUUUGGAAGACUGGAAGAACGUUGGUCCUCUCGAGCAGAGAGUUAGCAAGAUAUGUCAUUCAUUGAAUUUGCUCAAAAAGAACCUCAUCGGAAGUAUACGUACGGGAUACAAAGAUGAGAAUCACGAUAAAAGAAGAAAAAAAACAGAAAGUUAUAAUUUAGCUGUGGAAAUGAAAGAGUGCUCAACAGAAAUUCAGAAAUUGUCAUCAACAUGUCUGCAUAAUGUGCUUAAUCAAACAUCAGCUUCUCUUGUAUCAUUAGCAGAAGAAAGAGUGAAAUAUGAAGAGAUGUUAGAGCUACAUGUUAUUGAUGAAUUAAAUAAAUUUGCAGAGAUUGAAAAACUUCUGGCGAGAAGUAAAGAGAAAUUAGCAAAAGCAUUGACAGAUUGUGAGAUUGCUAGAAAAACUGGAGAAGAUGUAGAUGCUGUUCAUCAAAAAUUAGAAUACCAAAUGGAUGUUACAUCAACUCAAAUAUACAAUUUUGCUGCCAGAGAACAAGAUAUCUCUAAAGUGUUUGCUAUACUUCUUGAGGAGAAAAGAGAGUAUCAUCGAGCUGCUUUGAGAAUCAUUGAAUCAAGCUUACCACUGGUCUUAAGGGAUAUUGACAAGGCUCGUCCCCGACCGAUGUUUGGCGUAGACCUUUCAGAACAUGUUCAACAUUCACGGAAGCCGAUCGCAAUCCCCAUUGAGGAAUGUUGUACUUUUCUGAGAAGAACAGCCCUCAGAGAAAAAGGAUUGUUCAGAAUAAGCGGAAACAGCGUCAAGAUCAAGAAACUGAAAGCAUCUUUCGAUGCUGGGCAUUACGAGUAUGACAUCCAAAGUUUGGAAAAUGACCCUCAUAGUCUGUGUGGAGUGCUGAAAUUAUAUUUGAGAGAACUUCCUGGAUCAUUGUUAGUCAACAGACUGUUCGAUUCAUGGGUUGAAGCUCUUCAGCUAGAUGGGGAAGGGAGGAUUAAUGCUUUCCGGAAUGUUCUAAAGAACUUACCAGUCGAAAAUUUUAACAAUUUAUGUUAUUUAAUUGACUUUUUAACUGACGUCAUGAGUUUUCAGCUGGACACAUCGAUGAACGCAACGAACUUAGCAAUUGUAUUUGGUCCCAACUUAUUAGUUGGAGAUAAUGAAGAAAAUAGGACGGUUAACAAGAUAGUUGAAAUAUUGCUCUUAGAAUCAGAUCAGCUUUUCGGAAUUCCCAAAAAGGAAAUUCAUCAACCAUCAUCUCAAAUCUUUGAUAAUAUGAGGCUCAGUCAAUCAUCUGAGGCGGGAAGUUUGAGCCAAUCACCAAUGAGAACUGAAAGUGUCAAGAGCGUGCAAGCGCCAAAACUACCUAUGCAACCACCAUCAAGUACAAGAGUUGAAAGUUUGUUACAAAAACGGGAAAGUGAUCCGAGGAGCAGUCGAAAAUACGUCAGCCGUAUAGAUGUGGAUAGUUCAACGUCAUCUGAUCAGAAUGUAUCGUUAACAAGUUUCAAGAAGCCGGACCGUCCUCCAUUACCAAACGCUGUUACUGCACUGAACAGAAUGAAUUUAAGAGAUGUGCAGAGCAAAAUAGAUGAAAAUCAGAAUGAUUAA
Auanema sp. JU1783 is the source of this 1632-nucleotide messenger RNA. Lineage: Eukaryota; Metazoa; Nematoda; Chromadorea; Rhabditida; Rhabditidae. The record is from the annotation of a GenBank genome assembly.